Messenger RNA from Sceloporus undulatus (fence lizard), 2275 nucleotides. RefSeq names its product carboxypeptidase E (gene CPE). The transcript has 9 exons. NCBI's taxonomy places the organism in Eukaryota, Metazoa, Chordata, Lepidosauria, Squamata, Phrynosomatidae. Gene Ontology annotation, molecular function: metallocarboxypeptidase activity; zinc ion binding. Gene Ontology annotation, biological process: proteolysis. The coding region runs from base 112 to 1545 and encodes 477 amino acids. The record is from RefSeq and is a predicted model, not a curated record.
UCCUCUCCCUCCUUGGAAGCGCAGGCAGCCAGUCGCGCAGCCUCCUUCCUUCGACGCGGCCGGCUGCCUCCUGCUCCUUCUCCUGCUUCUCCUUCUCUUGCCGGGGCAGGGAUGGGUGGGUGCGGCAGGGCCUGGGCGUUGCUCCUGCUCCUCUGGGGCGUCCAAGGCCAGGAGCCCCAAGCAGCCACGGCUUCCAGCCCCAGCAGCCCCAGCAGCAAUGGGGCCAACCGCCGGCGCCGGCUGAGCCAGGAGGACGGCCUCUCCUUCGAGUACCACCGCUACCCGGAGCUGCGGGAGGCCCUGGUCUCGGUGUGGCUCCAGUGCCCCUCCAUCGCCCGCAUCUACAGCGUCGGGCGCAGCUUCGAGGGCAGGGAGCUCCUGGCCAUCCAGAUCUCCGACAACCCCGGAGAGCACGAGCCCGGAGAGCCAGAAUUCAAAUAUAUUGGGAACAUGCAUGGAAAUGAAGCUGUUGGAAGGGAGCUUCUCAUCUUCUUGGCUCAGUACCUAUGCAAUGAAUACCAGAAGGGAAAUGAAACAAUCAUCAACUUGAUCCACAGCACACGCAUCCACAUAUUGCCAUCCCUGAAUCCAGAUGGGUUUGAGAAGGCAGCAUCACAGCCAGGUGAACUCAAAGAUUGGUUUGUUGGCCGAAGUAAUGCACAGGGAAUAGACCUAAACCGAAAUUUCCCUGAUCUAGACAGGAUAGUUUAUGUGAAUGAGAGAGAAGGUGGUCCGAACAAUCAUUUACUGAAAAACCUGAAGAAAGCUGUGGAUCAGAACCCAAAGCUUGCACCCGAAACAAAAGGUGUGAUUCAUUGGAUUAUGGAUAUCCCUUUCGUAUUGUCAGCCAAUCUUCAUGGUGGAGAUCUUGUGGCAAAUUACCCAUAUGAUGAGACUCGUUCUGGUAGUGCUCAUGAAUAUAGCUCUUGCCCAGAUGAUGCUGUUUUCCAGAGUUUAGCUCGAAGCUAUUCAACUCUUAAUCCAGCCAUGUCUAAUCCAAACAGGCCACCAUGUCGCAAGAACGAUGAUGACAGCAGCUUCAUAGAUGGAACAACCAACGGUGGUGCUUGGUAUAGUGUUCCAGGAGGUAUGCAGGACUUCAACUACCUCAGCAGCAACUGCUUUGAAAUCACAGUGGAGCUUAGCUGUGAAAAAUUCCCUCCUGAAGAAACGCUGAAAAGUUAUUGGGAGGACAACAAAAAUUCACUCAUUAAUUACAUUGAGCAGAUACACCGAGGAGUAAAAGGAUUUGUUAGAGAUCUUCAGGGCAAACCUAUUGCUAAUGCCACCAUUUCUGUGGAGGGCAUAAACCAUGAUGUUACAUCAGCUAAGGAUGGUGAUUACUGGAGAUUGCUUGUACCUGGAAAUUAUAAAGUGACUGCCUCAGCAUCAGGCUAUCUAGCAAUAACUAAAAAAGUGGCAGUUCCUUUCAGUCCUGCUGUCCGGGUUGAUUUUGACCUGGAAUCGUUGUCUGAAAGAAAAGAAGAAGAAAAGGAAGAGCUAAUGGAAUGGUGGAAGAUGAUGUCAGAAACUUUAAAUUUUUAAGCAGAAACUGAAUUUGCAGCUUUUAAUCUGUUAUGUGUUGACUUAGUAUAAUGUACUGUGGAAAGUCCCUCUAUUUUAGAUCAUAGAAUCAUAGAAUCGUAGAGUUGGAAGAGACCACAAGGGCCAUCCAGUCCAGAUUUUGUGUAGCUCUCAAUAUUUAACUUCAGGUUUUGUUUUGUUUUUGAGUAAUUUUAAAAAAGAACAAUAAUAAUCUCUACAUGAAAAUGAAUUGCUAGAUACUUUCAUACUAUCAUUCACUAUCCUACAUACACAACAAGGGGAAGAAUACCAGAAUGAAUGUCUCAUUCUCCUAAUCCAAUACAAAGUUGGAUGCUUCACUUACAAAUCCUGAAUGUGUAGGUUAAAUACAUUUAAAAAACUAUAGGAAGUAGCAGCUGCUUAUGGCUACUGCCACAAAUAUUUGGCAAUGCAGGUGAACAGAUAAUAUUCUCUAAUGUCUCAGAAAAUAAUGACACUUAAAUUGUAUACAGUAAGAUUUAAUGUUGUAAGUAGUGCUUCACUACAGUUAAAGAGUGUUUAUGUAUCUGUGGAAAAGCUAUGUGAAAAUAAGAAUUGUGCAUAUUUGGGUUCAAUCCACUGACAGAGAAAUAAUCUUUCAUUGUUCUGUCUUAAAAGAGGAACUCAUACAUAAUUCCCCCCACCUUUAUUCUGUGCAAUAAUGUUCCCAAGACACUUAGUCAUCAGAUUAAAAAUUCUGGAUGGAUAAAGA